This is a messenger RNA of Paramuricea clavata, 10754 nucleotides long. The record is from the annotation of a GenBank genome assembly. Lineage: Eukaryota; Metazoa; Cnidaria; Anthozoa; Malacalcyonacea; Plexauridae.
AUGACGACAGCUGUCAUACCCCAUGCAUGCAAUGCAAAUGCAUUCCCCAGUCUGGUGAAAUUUUCAAGUCGCCAAGGGCGGAAAGUUCAGCUUUUAAGGUAAGCGAUUCCAUAAUAAUUCUAUACGCAUUCUUGUUUCGCAUCUUGUUUGACUGCUAAUAGGAAGGGGUUUGCGUUGGUUACCCCUGGCCCUGACUUGGAAAUGUGUAUCUCCUCUCAAAUUUAGUAGCAAUUUGAAUAGAACAUUGCUGCGAAACAUCAUACAAUGUAUAUAUUCGUCCAGUGAAUAAUAUAUUUAUUCCAUUACACCAUUACUGGUACAUAGGAUAUAUUACAAUAUAACAGAUACAAUAUACAAACAAUAAAACUAUAGCUAAUUAUAUCUAUUACAUAAUUCAUCCUUAAUAGCUUUAGCUAAAUUACUAAUAUCACUUUUAGACUGAAUAUAUAUAACGCUAGACUGAUCAAAAUGACAGUAGCUAUAUUCAAAUGCGGCGCUUAUUCGAAUCCCUUUCAAUGCGACGAAUUUACGUCUUCUGAUGACGAGGAGGCAUAUCCAAAUCCAACAAUGGGCAUGCAGCAGUUGGACUCUAUGGCGUCAUAUCACCGCCAAUAUUCAUGUAUAUCAUGCUUUCGACAUUGAAGUUAAAUAGGACAUUCAGCACCUACGUGCUUUCGACAUUGAAGAUAAAUCUGACAUUGAACAUGCAGAACAUUCAACAUAUUUUCGACAUUGAAGUUAAAUAGGACAUUCAACACCUACGUGCUUUGGACAUUGAAGAUAAAUCCGGCAUUGAACAUGCAAAACAUUCAACAUAUUUUCGACAUUGAAGUUAAAUAUGACAUUAAACACCCAUGUGUUUUUGACAUUGAAGUUAAACCGGACAUUGAACAUGCCGCGCAUUUAGCACCCAUCACAACUUCAACGUUCAAAAUAUGUUGAAAAAAAUUACCACAUGUUGAAUAUUGGCGGAGUUGAACGAUAGCGUCAAAUCUCCGCCAAUAUUAAUUAAGCUAACACAAGAUAACCCCCCGGCCAAAUUCAUUCGUGUCCAGACCUCUAGAACAUAUCACAUGACGCAAGCCGAGGAUCGAAUUCGCUGCAUCUUGUUGCUGUAUUGGAGGCCGUAUAUUCACCUUAAUAUUCGCGUAUAUUCGCUUGUUUGUCUUAAAUUAAUUGACUUUUAUAGCGCAGAUUGAAUUGCUAGAGACGCAAAAAUUAUAUUUUAAAAAUUCCUAAUAAUCGCAUUAUAAAUAAUCGAUACAUUUUACUUAGAGUGUAAUUGCAAAAACAAUGCGUGCGUCAAACUGAACUUUUGCUGCGCCAGAAAGGCAGAUGGUUUUCUUUAUAUAUUAAAUCGUGAGGCCAUGUGGUGUAAUUUGAUAGUACUUGUCAAUUUAGCAUAAUUUUGCGCACUUUUCUAAGUUCCGGAUCCGUGAGCCUUUAAUAAUUUUAUUUGUCAUUUACUUAUACAACAAUUAAAAAAAUCCUACCUGUUUACAAAACUUUUGUGUUACACACUUAAUAGGUGUCUUCUUACUAAUUCAAUAACUGUUACACAAUAAAGAUUUUUGCUGUCAAUUGCACUAGAAUUAGCGUUUUAAUAAUAGCACAUAAUAGUUUCGUGAGAAAAUUUAUUUAUCUUAUACCAUAAACUUCUGAUUAUGAUUACGGGCUAGUAUAUCGAAUGGUGUGAACGUUAGUAAUGUGACGGGGUCAUAGACGUCGGGCUUAUAUUCGGGGACUUAUAAUCGGAAGUUUAUGGUAUAAGAUAAAUAAAUUUUUUCACGAAACUAUUCUCCUAGUUUAAAAAUUAAAAGGAUGUAGCCUACUAUUAUUAAAAUGCUAAUUCUAGCUAGUGCAAUUGACAGCAAAAAUCUCUAUUGUGUAACAGUUAUGGAAUUAAUAAGAAGACACCUAUUACGGUAAUUAAGUAUGUAACACAAAAGCUUGUAAACAGUAGGAUUUUUUGUAAACAGUUGUAUAAGUAAAUGACAAAUAAAGUUAUAAAAGGCUCACGGAUCCGGAAAGAAAAGUGCUCAAAAUUAUGCUAAAUUGACAAGUACUAUCACAUUACACCACAACGAUUUAAUAUAUAAAGAAAACCAUCUGCCUUUCUGUCGCAGCAAAAGUUCACGUUCACGCACGCAUUGUUUUUGCCAGUACACUCUAAAUAUUAAAAUGUAUCGAUUAUCUAUAAUGCGAUUAUUAGGAAUUUUUAAAAUAUAAUCUAAUAAAUAAAAUAAUAUCAAUUUUUAUACAUUUAAUAACAGCUGUUGACUGCAUGUUGUCUCAAUCGCUCAGCAACUUCAAACGGAGCAUCUGCCUGCAUCGCUUGCGGAAGUUAUUGCCUCUGAGUUCAUUCUACCAGAUUUUGCGUUUUUUGCGUCUCUAGCAAUUCAAUCUGCGCUAUAAAAGUCAAUUAAUUUGAGACAAUCAAGCGAAUAUACACGAAUAUUAUGGUGAAUAUACGGCCUUGAAUACAGCGACAAGAUGCGGCGAAUUCGAUCCUCGGCUUGCGUCAUGUGAUAUGUUCUAGAGGUCUGGACACGAAUGAAUUUGGCCGGGGGGUUAUCUUGUGUUAGCUUAAUUAAUAUUGGCGGAGAUUUGACGCUAUCGUUCAACUCCGCCAAUAUUCAACAUGUGGUAAUUUUUUUCAACAUAUUUUGAACCUUGAAGUUGUGAUGGGUGCUAAAUGCGCGGCAUGUUCAAUGUCCGGUUUAACUUCAAUGUCAAAAACACAUAGGUGUUCAAUGUCAUAUUUAACUUCAAUGUCGAAAAUAUGUUGAAUGUUUUGCAUGUUCAAUGCCAGAUUUAUCUUCAAUGUCGAAAGCACGUAGGUGCUGAAUGUCCUAUUUAACUUCAAUGUCGAAAUAUGUUGAAUGUUCUGCAUGUUCAAUGUCAGAUUUAUCUUCAAUGUCGAAAGCACGUAGGUGCUGAAUGUCCUAUUUAACUUCAAUGUCGAAAGCAUGAUAUACAUGAAUAUUGGCGGUGAUAUGACGCCAUAGGACUCGGACCAUGAAGUGGACAGUGACAUUGAUAUUUUGUAAACUUAUAAACAGUGGCCGUUUUUAUGCUAGAGACGCAUUAUGCGUCUGGACGCAUAAUCCGUCUUCUACAUUAUUCGUCUAGUAUAAAGACGGGACGAAUAAUACUAGACGAAUAAUGUAGAAGACGGAUUAUGCGUCCAGACGCAUAAUGCGUCUCUAGUAUAAAAACGGCCAAUGCGACGAACUAUCAACAUUUAUUGUUCGUCUGGUUAUGCGUCCUCAGUAUAAAGACGGGCACAAGACGCAUUAUGCGUCUAGACGAACUAUCAUCGGUUGUGCGUCUCUUAAGACGAAGAAUCGAACAUAGUUCGUCUAGACGCAUAAUGCGUCUUGUUCCCGUCUUUAUACUAAGGACGCAUAACCAGACGAACAACAAAUGCUUGCCCAAGUUCGUCCAGACGCAUCAUGCGUCUCUAGUAUAAAAACGGCCAGUGUAAAAACUUUCCGCCGUCAAAAUGGGAACAUUUAGUGACAAAGACAUUUAACAAACUUUUUAUUUUAUUGUUAAAAGUUCUUGUUAUAAUUCACAAGUAAAAUAUUUUUUAAAGAGCGCCGCCCCCGAUUGAGCGCCGCCCUUGAAUGAGCGCCGCAUCUGAAGCUCUGAAAAUUUAAAGAGCGCCGCGGCGCUCAAACGAGUAAACACGGUAAGCUAUUCAACUGUUAAAUGUCAUUUUGGAUAUAAUGAACAGAGAACGUCUCAAAAAUCAUGAUGCUUCUGAGUGUAUAUCCACACCGGGCAGGCUUGAUGCUAUGCCUGGCCACGGUGGGAAUCGAACCUACGACCUUUGGAAUACUAGCCCAAUGCUCAAUUAUGCAUAAUCCCCUGAGACAGGCCUGCACACGAGCGUUCCUGUCACGGCAGAAUUUCGAACACUGGAAUGAAAAAUUUAUGACGGCUUUGAUAAACAUCUAAAAUGACUUUAAACAUGCUGGAAGUGCGACCAGGAUUGAACAUAAUAUUUUUGAGACGUUGGGCUAGUUGGUAGUCUGCGCACAGACUGUCCCUCCCACCCCACCCCCCACCCCCCGUGGUGGAAGGUGUCAUCCCGUGGGGGAGCGGGAUGCAGUCUGCGACUAGACUAGCUAGUUGGCAGAGCAAUACAUAAAUAUAUUGACUGCAUAAAGGCCAAUCUCGUACCCAGAGUAUGCCUGUUUGCAGGUUAGGUCCAACACCUAACGAGAUCGCAUAAACGCCUGAUUCUACGAGCGCUUUUUUCGGUGAAAUGCGAAAAUUUCCGCGAGAAAUGAAAGGAUUUGAAAUAUUGCUUGAAAUGAUGGCGGGAACAGUUCGUGUUGUGUGCACUUAAUUUCAUGCUUGUAUAAUUCCUAUGUUUCUGACGAAUUUAUUGUCGAUUUCAGAUUACUUUUCAAAGCGCGGUUCCCAAGUUUGUUGUCAACUUGCCAAUUACGUUUCCAAAUUCGGAAGUUGGGCGGGAACUUCGCAACGAAGUUCGCAAGUUCAUUUCAAAGUUCGAACUUCGAUUGUAAACAAAUGUAAAAAUUUCAUUUAUAAAUUUAUUUAAAAAGGCAUUUUCGUCUUGGAAGACCACUGGACCAAUAUUUUACUGCAGUAAUAUGUGCAUAGGGCCUUAUGCAGUAAUUUCAACUCCAACUACGAACAUUUGUUUACAAUCAAAAUUCGAACUUUGAAAUGAACUUGCGAACUUCGUUGCGAAGUUCACGCCCAACUUCCGAACUUGACAACGUAAUUGGCAUGUUCGCAACAUUAAACUUGGGAACAGCGUGUUGAAAAGUUACCUGAAAUCGACAAUAAGAUUAUAAUAUUCUUACAAGCUACGUACAUUCUUAGAUCAUACGAAUGCUACAGUGUAAGGUUAAAGUCCAAGUCAAGUCCCAAGACGUCUCUUGUAAAUCCACGAGACGUCUCUUGUAAAUCCAAGACUAAUAUGUUAAAUUACGUAUGCCAAAUAGAUUAUUAAAUCUUUUUGGACAUUUUCAAACCGAAUCCAAUCCUUUGCGUGGCAAAUAUCGCGUAGGCAACAUGCUGCUGAAAAACAUUCCCUUCACUUCCUUCAACUUUUUUUGUCUAUUGUUUUACUAGUUUCAAGCUUCAAAUUAACACAGCGCCAAGAACGGCCAUGGGGUCAAAAAAAUUUGUCGCUUUGGCAGUAGUGGUUGUGGUUGUCAUAGCAAUAGCGGUGACGCUUGCAGUAGUGCUGACGCAAUCAUCGGACUCGUCAAGUCAGACGAGUACGGGUUUGCAUGGCGCCGUCGCUGCUGAUUCCGAGGUCUGUUCAAACAUCGGUGCUGACGUCAUGCGUGACAACGGGACGGCCAUUGACGCGGCCGUGGCAACGCUGAUAUGUCUAGGUCUUAUUCAUCCCCAUUCCGCCGGAAUUGGUGGCGGUGGAUACAUGUUGCUGUAUAAACAAUCCACCAAAACUGCUACAUAUUUGGAUUUCCGAGAAACUGCUCCCGGUGCAUCGACACCUGAUAUGUUUGUCAACAAAACAGGUGAAAGUAAAAAAGGUGGGUGUUCUUGGAGGUGGGCGGGGGUGUUCUAGUGGGAUGGGGGUGUUCUUGGGGGUGUUCUUGCUGGGCAUAUGAAGUUGAUGUGUUUGUGAAUAUAUCCGGUGAGAGUAAAGUAGGUGGGUGACUAACAUGAUGACAGGGGUAUCCCUAUCCCUGGGCGACCAUAAAAUGACCAUACAGGCUCACAUCAUGCUUCUGCUCUUCCUAGGUAAAUUAGCAGUUGCAGUGCCAGGGGAAGUACUAGCUAUGUAUAAUGCAUGGAAAACACAAGGACGGUUACCAUGGAAACGACUUUUCCAGCCAACCAUUGACCUGGCAAACAACGGCUUCAGAAUUGACAAACCGUUGGCUGUGGCUAUUAAUACGACCAAGAACGACAUCAUUAAAGAGAGAGGUUUCAAGUACGUUCACUUUAAAGCUCGUUUGCGAAAAUGCAAAUAUGGGUUCUUCAAUGGGAUCGAACCUAUGGGCCUGCGAUAUCAGUGCAGCUCUUUGACCUGUAAACUCAAGCGCCUUUCGCCUCUGAGAUCGUGGUUCGAUUCUUCAGUCAAUGCUCUGCCGAAAGUCAUGGGUUUUCUCCGGGCGGUCCGGUUUCCUCCCACAGGGAAAGUUGACAGGGUGGGUUAGGAUAAACAUAGUUUUUUUAAUCCAAAGUAAUCCAUAGUCAGUAAUUUGCAGUAUUUGGGAGAGCCUGACAAUUUUUUUUGUCUACACAGGGAGCUUUACUUCCAUGACGAUGGAACACCGCGAAAGGAAGGCGAGACGAUCACAGACCCAGUAUUUGCAAAAACCUUGACAGAGCUUGCCGAAAACCCCUUGAGUUUCUACAACGGCUCGCUCGCCAGAGAAAUGGUCAAAGACAUCCAGGACCGUGGUGGAAUACUGACAUUGGAAGAUUUGCAAAAUUUUACAGCAACAACAAGACGUGUGCUGUCGAGCUUCGUGAACGAUGACAUUUUGUACACGACGUCAGCUACAUCGAGCGGCUCUACCUUGAUAAUGAUCUUGAAUAUUUUAAAAGGUCAGUUUUCUCCGACGAAUAUUUGAACUGAGACCUCUCCCUCUCUAGGGAGAACAGUUUAGAAUUGACAGAGCUUUCUGGUAUAAAUAAAGUUUGUUUAUGGUCCUUACUGGACCUCAAGGGAGAACAGUUCAGAACUGAUAAAGUUAUCCAGUAUAAAUAAAGUUAGUUUUGUUUAGGUUUACUCGUGUAGUAACACUGAAUCGAUAAGAGAUGAUCCUUACUGGACCUCUAGGGAGAACAGUUUAGAACUGAUAGAGCUAUCCAGUAUAAAUAAAGUUAGUUUAGUUUAGGUUUCCUCCUGUAGUAACAGUGGAUCAAUAAGAGAUGAUCCUUAUACUGGACCUCUAGGAAGAACAGUUCAGAACUGAUAGAGCUAUCCAAUAUAAAUAAAUUUAGUUUAGUAAUAUUUAGUUUAGGUUUCCUCCUGUAGUAACACUGGAUCAAUAAGAGAUGAUCCUUACUGGACCUCUAGGGAGAACAGUUCAGAACUGAUAAAGUUAUCCAGUAUAAAUAAAGUUAGUUUAGUUUAGGUUUCCUCCUGGAAUAACACUGUAUCAAUAAGAGAUGAUCCUUAUACUGGACCUCUAGGCAGUGUAGAACUGUUGGUUAUUAUACACUGAACUAUAGUCAGAGUAAAUAAGGAUUAGUUUAGUUUAUCAAACUUAUGCUAUAGUAACAUAUGCUCUCUUUAUCUAGGAUUCAAGUUCACUCCAGAUUCUAUAUCCGCCAGCAAUAUCGUACAAACAUGGCAUCGUAUGAUAGAGGCAUUCAAGUUUGGCUAUGCAUAUCGACCGUUUCUCGGUGAUCCUGAUUUUUAUCCCGAAGUUGAAAAGGUUAGUGGUUAUGUAAUAGCAAUCACCAUCGUUGUCGUUGAAUUUCUUCUGUGAUAUAAUUAUAAACGCGAACGCGGUCUGUCCCAGAGGAGGUUGCUUUUACCUGGGUCGGUUUGUGUGUGUUUGUUCCAGGGCCUAUGGUUGCUCCCGGUUAAGUAUAAAAUGUAUAUAAUCUACAUUCGAAAUAUCCAAAACCCAUUCAACAGUUACCUCAAAAACUAUCAAUCAGCUUCAUGCAAAAAUUCGUGGUGCGAACACAUCCCGAUGAUACGUUUUUGAAACAUCAUCGGUAUGCACUAUGUCUGUGCUUUGACGUACGUGUGUUUUUUAAAAUUUCGUUCGUUCUUUUAGAGCAUAGAUCUUCAGGUUAAUGCUACUUAUGCCGAAACGUUACGUCAGAAAAUUUGGGACAACACUACACAUGAUUCCUUGUACUAUGGAGGAUUUUACGAUCCAAUGCUAGAUUUUGGUACGACACACUUAUCUGUUGUUGGACCUACUGGAGACGCCGUGUCUGUCACGAGUACCCUUGGAUAUUAGUAAGUUUUCUUUUUCAAAUGAAACGCACUUUUCUUGUACUGGAUUGAUCUAUCAGUUCUCAAAUUUAAAAGAGUUUCUCCUAGAGAGAUCCAUGAGUAAGGGGCCGCAUCGAUCCCUUGUUUGGGGAAUAAGUUAAGAAUUAUUCACCGAGACGCGAAGCUCAAGGUGAAUGAAUAGGGAGUUUACGAUCUGCGACGCGGCCGGCUCAACGACACGGUCUAAAUUUUAGCUCAAGAAUGAGCGCUAAGCAAUUCGAUUACUGUAAUAAAUAUUUGACUCUUUCAAAUAACCUUACAAAAUGCUACGUCCGGCUAAAGCGAUGCAAUGUUUGCUGUAAUUUCGACUUUUAGCCGGUAACACCUCUUGUGUCGCAUUAAGCUUUCGCGUUGCCUGAAAGACGUAAUAAUGCUUUUUUAACGUUGUGUUGAGAAUGACAACGCGGUUGACAAUACUCAUGAGACCACAAAUUAUUGACAGUUUUUGUCUUGCAUGACAAAUUUCUUUGUAAGUUCUUUGUAGGUUUGCAUGGCGAUAAAACACAUAAUACUAUUGUUUGUGGAAACACCAAAUUUCUUUGUUUUGAAAGCGCGUCGUCGAGCCGGCCGCGUCGUAGAUCGUAAACUCCCUAAUAUCGAUGCACUGUUUACCGACACUGAGGUGAAAAAUUGUUUCAGCCAAGGCCAUAACUAACCCUUGAUGGCCAGGCGGGGGGAUGGAGGGUGCAAAAAAAUUCGGAAAGUUUUAUCAUUUUCUUGUUAAUUAACAAGUUGUCAGUGACAGUUUUGUAGCAACUUGAUAAAAUGACAACUCUGUUACAUAAGUCGUGUUGACAAGCUUGCAACAAGCCUGUUGCGAACACAACAAGCCAGUUUCUUGUUGUCAAGAUGUGACAUUGUACCUACGGGCUGGUGCUUGCCCGGUUUUUAUGUAAAGAAAUUUUUUUUUUAUUAGAAAUCUUUUGUGAAAUUAACUUUGAAACAAAUGAUAGCGAUAUUAAUUUUAUUUUAUUACAACGACGUUUCGAUGCUUCUUGCAUCAUUUUCAAGUUAAAAAUAAGAAUUACUCGUGUUUUGCUUUAAUUAUAACCACAGAGUAGAUAAGACAUACAGAGACGUAACUGACCGUUGUAAACACUGCGGAAGAUUACGUUAUCAUGUACCCACUUUUUUUCAGGCGACCGGGCGAAAAAUGAUCAACUGCGCGUGCUCAGCAAGUUUAAAGUGAGUCGUCAUCAGGUCGUCAUCCAAUCAGAUGCAUGCAUCUAGUAACUUGCCGAGCAUGCGCACAAAAAAAGUGGGUACACUAGUUACGUCUCUGUAUGUCUCUACCAUUGAACUAUAAAUAAACUGGAAGGCUAACUCAGGGGGGGAAAUUGAAGCCAGUGUAUUUUAGUUUUUCUGAGUUAUGAGCGGAAAUACUCAACACUGAACGUUCGGCUAUAUAUCAAAUUGAAGCUAUUGAAAAACGCUAUUUGGUGUAGAAGUUUCAAGACUUUAGCUAAAAGGGAAAUAUUGAAAAAUUACAAACAUAAUUACCGAAAAUUUGCCGUUUUGCAGUUGUUUUUGUAUUUUUUAAAUAUUUUUCUUUUCGCUGAAGUCUUGAAAUUUCCACACCGAAUAGCAAUUUUCAAUAGCUUCAAUUUGAUAUAUAGCACGACGUUUGGGGUAAAGUAUUUCUGCUCAUAACUCAGAAAAACUAUCCUGGCUUCAUCAAAUCAUAGGCCUUCAUCAUAGCAGUUAGCCUUCCAGUUUAUUUAUAGUUCAAUGGUCUCUACUCUGUGUCUCUACUCUGUGUUAUAACGGUCCGCGUGUUCGUGUCACGUAAACAAAUAAUUGCGCAAGCAUGCAGAAUUUUUACUAAAUGCGCAAGACAAAAAAUACUAAAAUAUUAAAAACAAACAAUAAAACAUUUAACUAUUUACACAUAAGACAAACACAACAAAAAUAAAAUUAAUAUCGCUAUCAUUUGUUUCAAAGAAAAUUUUUUUGUUUCGGGAAUUACUAUGAAAGAUGGCGCCCUCGUUCAACUGGACUCGUAUAAACAGUCCUUUAACUUUUCAUUUUGUCUCUUUAACAGUUUUGGUGCGAGGCUUCGUUCGUAUAAGACAGGCAUCGUUUACAACAAUCAUAUGGCUACGUUUUCUUUACCAAACAUAUCCAAGAACUAUCAACCCAAGUCUUCAGAAGCCAACUACAUCCAACCUGGGAAACGUUCUGUGUCCACUUCGUGUCCUACCAUUGUGGUGAAUAAGAGUGGUAUUGUAAGGAUGGUUGUGGGUGCAUCGGGUGGUUUGAGGAUAACAACUGGUGUACCAACGGUAAGAGGGAUUUUGCACACGGCUUCACAUUAUUACACUGAAACGAGUAUAACUGGAACGCUACCUUCAACUUUUUCUUGAAGCCAAUGACCCCUGCACCCGCGUGUUUAUGCCUUGCGAUUCUCUCGCGUAAUAAUGGACCAUGCAUUCCCCAAUUAACCAAAAUUUUGAUUUAAACAACUCUAGACAAAAAUUCAUCACAGCUUGAAAGAGCAUCACAAAAUUAGUAAUAUUCCAAAGUUUUGUUGCGAAAUGUUGUAAAAUGCAGAUAAUAUAGCCUGGCGAAGUUUGCAAUUUUCAAUCAUUUUAGAUUACAAACGGGAAAUGGUUACCACUUCUGUGCGUAAUACAAAAUGACUGAAAAUUACAAACUUCGCAAGGCUAUAUUAUCCGCAUUUUGCAACGAAACUUUGGAAUAUUACUAAUUUUGUGAUGCUCUUUCAAACUGUGAUGAAAUUUUUGUUUAGGUUAGUUCAGAUCAAAAUUUUGGAAAAGUG